Molecule: messenger RNA, 1663 nt
Organism: Pollicipes pollicipes
Lineage: Eukaryota; Metazoa; Arthropoda; Thecostraca; Pollicipedomorpha; Pollicipedidae
Product: UPF0183 protein CG7083
Exons: 11
Coding region: 142-1290 (382 amino acids)
Biological process (GO): Golgi to plasma membrane protein transport
Cellular component (GO): trans-Golgi network
Source: RefSeq, a predicted model, not a curated record
CGAAGUGGGUCGGUGCUGUUGAAGGUUACGGGACAAAGGCACGGCUGUGCGCGGCAGUGGGCGCGGCUAGCAGGGUAGAAGUUCAGUGAUUACGUACCCUGUGGGCUGUAUCUGAGUUAUAUUCGGUUACAGCUCUGAAGAAUGCUUGAUCUGGAAGUCGUCCCAGAAAGUAGUCUGUCCCAUGAACGAUGGGAAUUCGUUCUAGGCAUGCACUUCUCCCAGGCCGUCUGUGUUAUUCAGCAACAGGUCGGAGUGAUACGAGAUGUCCACAUCAAUUACAGUGACACUAGCCCGCUGGAGCACGAUCUGGUGAUAAACAUGACCCAUGAUGGCAUUCGCCUUCUCUUCGACCCUGUUGGCCAGCGCUUGAAGAUAAUCGAGGUCUAUAACCUGAGCAAGCUACGGCUAAAGUACGGAGGCAGCGUGUUCAGCUCCGAAGAGGUGGCGCCAACUAUACAGCAAGUGGACCAGACGUUCGGCGCCACGCACCCGGGCAUUUACGAUAGGGAGCGCCACCUGUUCCUGCUGAACUUCCGCGGACUCACAUUCCAGUUUCCGGUGGAGCCCAAGUUUGAGCCUCGGUUCGCCGGCGGCCUCGGCUCGCUGCAGUUCCCUGGGGGAGGCUCGCCGCUCGUCUCCAGCAUGAGCAUCUACAGCGGCAGCAGCCGCACGGGUACAGAGGCACCUCCCAUGCCCGUGUCGUGCUUCAGCGGACAGGUCUACACAGAGAAGUGUGACGUCAUACGAUCCGAUGACGUCACCAUCGGGGUACGGCUUCGGCUGUUCGCCGCCGGCGACUCGCACCCGGGCCUGGAGGGCGGCCUGGAGACACUGGUGCGCGAGAUCCGCUUCGGUGACUCGUGCCAGGACGUGACCUCGCUGCUCGGCGCGCCUACCAAGGUGUUCUACAAGUCCGAGGACAAGAUGAAGAUCCAUAGCCCGUUCGCGCAACAAGCGCGCGGCGUCCCGGCGGUCCGACUUCUUCUUCAACUACUUCACCCUGGGCAUGGUAUCACAGGUUGUAAUUUCGACCUGGCCGUGGAGCCGCACGCGUCGCUGAUGAACUCGGCCUCCGAGGGCGUGCACAUCCGGGCGCACACCAAGUGGGAUGAGGUGUGCGGCGCGCUGAAGCCCUCCAGCCGGCCGGUGGUGCUCAACCGUGCCUCCACUACCAACACCAGCAACCCUUUCGGCUCCACGCUCUGUUACGGCGUCGAGGACUUCAUCUGCGAGGUGAUGAGCAACGGUCACCUGGCGUCGGUGACCCUGUACCAGCCGGAGGAGGUGUGACCGGGCGCCCACACCCGCUAGCCAACACCAUUGGACCGCGGUGGCCACCGGGGCCGCCACCAACCAGAAAAGUACAAAAAAAGACCGGCUGGUGGCGGCUCUAGUCGGCGGCCCUCGCGCUUGUCUGCGGACGCAUCAAUAUUGGUUAGAGGGUGGCGGCCGGCGGCGGGCGCGGACCGGCGACGUCCGGCGCCCGCCGGGGGCGUCGCGGCGGCGCGCCCCGUCCGCCGGCCGGCCUGCGAGCCGACGAUGGCCGCCGCGCUGGUUAGAGUUAGUCUAGGGAUGGAAUGUGGCGUGUCGGCGAGGCGACGCGCUGGCCUGUGGCCGGCGCGGGGUGUCGCGCCGCCGCGGCUCUUGCGGUUUGUUACCAAGC